Messenger RNA from Kwoniella mangroviensis CBS 8507, 2832 nucleotides. RefSeq lists its product as uncharacterized. The coding region runs from base 1 to 2832 and encodes 943 amino acids. The record is from RefSeq and is a predicted model, not a curated record. Lineage: Eukaryota; Fungi; Basidiomycota; Tremellomycetes; Tremellales; Cryptococcaceae. The transcript is spliced from 2 exons.
AUGACAAACACCACAUCCACCCCUUCAUCCUCGGCCCAGUGGCAUACCAUCUCCCCUCAUACUCGACCGCUCACACUGACUGUCCUCGAACUCACUCCCUUGGCACUCACACUCUCCCUCUCACUCACACCUCUAAUCCCACCCUCCCAUGCUCAUCCUCAUUCGUCUCUCCCUCAUUUGGUUCAUCAAAAUCACCAUACCCACGCUCAAUCUCAAUCUCCAUCACACUCGAAGGGCAAAAAACGCAUACACGGCGCUAACCUCACGACACCCAGGGCCAAGAGAAGCGGAGAUGUAAGUGAAGAAGAAGAUGAAGAAGUAGAUUAUUCAUCUUGGAUAGAUACAUCAUCAUCAUCAUCAUUUAAAGACCUCUUAUCGCACGGUGUGGUUGUCUCAGUAAAUGGUCAACCAUGGUCUAGGAUUUAUGCUCAUGUAAGCGAAGAUGAAGACUCAGAACUGGAUUGGGAAGAUGAACAUGAAGAUCUAUCUGGAUCAAACACAGCUAUAGUGGUGAAUGAUGAAGAAGGGAUAGAAGAAGGUUCAAUCACCCGAAGAAGACCUAGAAAACCCCGUUUUGCCUCUUCAGCUACGAGUCACACUUCGCAAGAUAAAGAUCUGAUAUUGGCUGGUACGGCUGGAGGACACGGUAAGAGGAAAGGAGGAAAGGAGAAGAUGGAUAAAGAUAGAGCCGUGGUUGUUGUUUAUGGAUUAAGUCCUGGGAAGGAAUAUGAAGUGGAAUUAAGGGUUGUAGGGCUGUUCAGUCAAGAAGGUGGUGAAGGUCUAGUCUCAACGAGCGUUCUCAUCCCACCUUCGCCAACACCCAACUCCAAUCUUCACCCUCGCUCUCGAGCCAAUUCAUUGCGAUCCCGCUCAAGACCACGAUCAAGAUCCAACUCUCUCACCGGUGGCUCACCAGGUCACCCACAAUCUUCUCACCUUUUAUCCCACACACGGUCUUCCGAUGCUGUCGCCACUCUCGAUUCCCUGGCUUUGGGAUCACAUGAUACCCUAUCACCCGAUACCGCUACGAUCAUCCCCACUCCCGUACUCAAUGCAGUGGAUACGCAAACUGCCCAACUUCGACAUCUUAUCGCGACUGCUCACGCAGAGAAGGAACACUUGCAGACUCAGAUCAAAGAAGCUCGACGUACUUCCCAACGACAAGAGGCAGCAUUGAAAGCUGAAAUUGAGAAUGUGAAAAAGGCAAUCGAGAAAGCUGGAUCUAUGGACCUGCGUUCCAAGCAGAAAGCCUUGGCUACUCAGGAACAAGUGAAACAAGGUUGGGCAGGAGCAGAGUCAGCUGAGAAGGAUGCUAGUGAUGUUGAGAGUGGACUGGACACUCUGGAAUCUAAGCUUGAAGCGCUGAAUAUAGAAGUAGAAGCGAUUCAACUGGAAUGGAAGUCCAUCAAAGAGAGAGAAGAGGAAUUGCGUGAGAAAGAUAAGAAGACUAGAUUAGAAGAGGACAAGAAGUUGCACGAGGUAUUAAAUAAGAUGGAAAAGCUGAAAUCGAAAAAAUCCAGGAAACAAUCUGAACAAGAUGAAUUGGAAAAGCAACUGAAAGAAGUAGAAGGGAAGAUCAAAGAUGUUGAAAAGAAAAAUCAAGAAGAUCGUGAAAGAGCGAUGAGAAAGAACAGUAAUGCCGCAUCGUACUUUGCUGCAGGAUAUGGAUCAACCAAUAAUAAUAACAAUGAUAAUCAUGAUUAUGGGGGAAUAGGAUAUGGUGGUCAACGAAGUUUAUCUGCUCAUCCUUCAUUGACCAAUCUCAAUGGCCAUUACGCAACUGGACCAGCUUAUAGACCUCGGGGAGGUGCAGGCGGUGCGAGUGGAUAUCAACCUCGGUUCCCUUCCGCUGGAUCUACAUUCCGGCCUAGUCCUAGUCAACCUGCACAUAGUCCCACCCAUCCUAACACCUUCUAUCAGAUCCAACACCCCGUCCCUCCCAAUGCUAAUCCAAAUACAUCACCUGCAUUUAGACCGCCCAAAUUGGCUAAUCAACCUUCCCGAUCAACUUCUGGACCUACAUCUUCCCAAUCUACCAAUACCACUUCCACUUCUAGUGGUGUGAAUGCUGCCGCAUUGCCAUUCCACCCUGCCAACUUUUCACCUAACAACGAACCGCCCAAUACUACCCAUCAUACAACAUUGAUGCCACCGCAAUUACAACAUCGUAUAUAUCUGCCUAAUGUACGACCUAGACCCACACCCAAUUUCCAUCCUCCACCUAGUGUCUUGGCUGAACAGGCUCAGGCGCAAGCGCAAGUUCAAGCGAAAUCGUCAAAUAAUUCUAGUGGAUCUGGCAAUUCACCUGCAAACGACGGACCGGGGGUCAGAUCGCCCAAUCACUCGCCACCUAAUUUCCCUCCUUUACCUGUCAACAAACAAAACCCCACUUCGACCUCUUCUCCCUCAACACCGUCUGGACCUGGGUCUGGAUCGGCUGGACCAAGUCUGGCGUCAAUCGUGACCAGAGCUGUACUUAGUCCUACUAGCGCAUUGGCUCAACAGAGUCAAGCUGCAAAUAUAGGUAAUGUAGCUUCUAGCGUAUUGAAGAAUCCUCCUACCUCGCAUGAAGGUGGAUCACCCGUACCUACUCCACCAUCUUCAGCUAGGUUGAGUAGUCCCAGUAACAGUACUUCUACCACCACAGGAGGGGAGUUCCCGCCUCUUAGUCCUACUUGGCCUAAUAGCUUGGGACAACCGAUAAGAAGGGAGAAUACACCCCCGAUUAGUAAUAUCUGGAACAACCCAAAAGAUAGGGAAAGGGAUAGUCCGGUGGGAAAUGCGGUGCUUAGGAAACCUUCUAGGUCUGGAUCGGGAGAAGCCUCAAAUUGA